Danio rerio (zebrafish) is the source of this 3634-nucleotide messenger RNA. It is a transcript of the gene tlcd5a, whose product is annotated as TLC domain containing 5a. The record is from RefSeq and is marked validated. Gene Ontology annotation, cellular component: membrane. NCBI's taxonomy places the organism in Eukaryota, Metazoa, Chordata, Actinopteri, Cypriniformes, Danionidae.
GUCCAGACGCUGAGAGACUGACUGAAAUGUGGCUUUUGUUUGUGUGGUGAUUUGCGUACCAUCUCCAAGACGAUGCCGGAGCAGAGCGCUGAGAUCCCCGAAGGCUUCGUGUCUUCUCGGCUGCUGCUCCUCUGGACGUGAUGCUCAGGCGGAGGAACAUCCAGCAUCCACGCCGAGCAGCACUUACUUUCUCCCCGGCCUGCCACUGAACAUGCCUGCAGCUUGAAGAGCUCCACAGAAUAAAGAUGUCGCCGCUGGUGCUGGGAGUCGGAGUGUGUUUAGCCGGCUGGAUUGCUCUUUAUGCUUUGCUGUGCUACACUAAUGGCUCUUGUGGCUAUGAAUGGAACUGUCGGCUUGUUACACUAUUCCAUGGCAUCCUUGCAGUCUGUAUAACUGCUUACAUUGGGUACAUCGAUGGACCGUGGCCUUUCACCUACCCAGGUACCAAAAACACCCCUCUGCAGAUCAGCGCUUUGGUGGUCAGUCUGGGCUACUUCAUCUUUGACAUGGCCUGGUGUGUUUACUUCCGCACAGAGGGCCUGGUGAUGCUUGCCCACCACACCAUGAGCAUUCUGGGUAUCCUGCUCACCCUGUGGCUGGAGGAGUCAGGCAUCGAGUCUUGCGCCGUUCUAUUCGGCAGCGAGAUCACCAACCCCCUGCUCCAGACGCGCUGGUUUUUAAAACACUCUGGCCGAUACGAUUCUAUCCUCGGAGAUGUGGUAGACAUCCUGUUCGUAGCACUCUUUGUGUUCAUGCGCAUUUUCGUCGGCGGUGCCAUGUUGUACUGUGAGCUGAUCUCUCCGAGGCCUAAGUUCAUUAUUAAGUGUGGCGGAGUGGCCAUGUAUGCGCUAUCCUGGGUGUUCAUGGCUGAUAUUGUACGCUUUACAUAUCGUAAAUAUCAGGUCUGGAUGAAUCGGCACAAGAUGAUGGCAGAGGUCAAUGGGCUGAACGUGAAGAGAGAUUGAAAUGCAUCUCUCAGAUAUGAGCCUUUUGUUUUGAACACUGGAGAGAAGAAUGAGAGUUAGUGAACCAGCUAAUAACGCUCUACAGCUAAUAGAUGUUUACAUAUUUUUUUGAAAAGGAUAUCAGCCAUUAAUGUUCAUUUCUGGUUGGUGAUAAACACACAGCUCUGAUGUGUCUUUUUUAUGAUUUGAAGUUACGGUUUAACACGAUAUUCUUACAAUCAAAUCUAAUUUCAUAUACUGUGUUUGUACUCAUAAGGAUUGAAGUGUUUUAAGUACUGGAUAUAUUUGAUAUUUUUUGUAUUUAGGAACAGUACUUGUGAUAAAUUUUAAUUAGUAACGUUGCCUUUACAUUUUUGCUUUUUUUAUUAAAGGGGACCUAUUAUGCAAAGAUUUAUUAUAAAUGGGUUUUAAACAUCUACCUUGUGAGGAUAUAGCCAACUUCUAAUGGUAAAAAUCAAUCCAUACUUAUUUCAUCACACUUUAUAAGAAACACGUUGACUGUUUAUAUCAUUGGUGGAAAAUCCUGUCAAUUAGUUACGAUCUUUUCCCUGUUAGCAUAAACUCAGCCCUGAGUGGGCCAUGUCCACACAUAAAUGGAUGUUUUUAUGAAUGAAGAUUUCCCUGCUUUCGUUUUUAAAAAAAAUCUCUGUCCACAUGAAAACGCAAAAAAGUGAUGGGCAUGCCAACAGGUGGCGAUAGUGACACUUUUAUACUGGAGUUUACACUAAAUGGAGAAUUAAGUAUAUUUUGUGGGUAAAUUGCGUUCAAGUCAAUAGCUGUUUCUCAAUUCCAAGAACGGAGCCGCGUUCUUGCUAGGUCACCUUGGAAGAACAAAUUCUGAAGUCUGCAAGAACAGAGUGCGUCCUGUGAGAAAUGAGAUGCUGUGUUCUUACUGAUGGUCACAUGACCUUCACACGUUUUUAAUAGACAAUUAUUUAAACAUAACAGCAUUCACACAACAAUUUAUUGUUUUUAUGCUUUUCAAUAUAUAUACAACAUGCACAAAAAAAGGAACUUAUAUAUUCCACAAUACAAAUAAAAUAUUUUAAAAUGCAUUUCAGCAAAUAAACACCCUUAAUGUGUUUAUGCCUUUGCCAAGAUUUUCAUGGUAAUGUUUACUUUCACCAUCUCAUUUAGGCAAACUCCUGAGAUAAUUAAGUUAUAUCUCUGAACUUUAACAAUAAAAAUGCUGCCCUUCCCACCUCCUUUAUACAGCCGCAAUGACUUCUGGGACUUUAUGAGCAAAGUCUGCAUCGAUGCAUCCCCGAUAGAACACAUCCAGAAACUUUCACGCGUCCUCGGUUCUUGCAGCCCUUAGUUCUGGAACUAAACUUGAGCAGUUGAUGAUAACGUUACACAAGGACGCAAAAAUGCUGAAGAACGCAUAUUGAGAAAUGUCUAAUGCAAACUGGAGAAAUGAGGUAGAUUACCAUUCUCUGGUUAAACAAUGCAGAAUGCGUGAUACGUUUGCUUUGUGCAGAAUUUGCCUCAUUCACGUCUUCUGUUUGGUGUGAGCCCAGCCAUUUUGGCCAAUCUAGAAGUAGAAAACAGCGUGCAUGCUGACGUCAUGAGGCGAAAACUCCUUAACAUCCACACAACACACUGUACCUGGAUUUUUGAAAAAUGUGGAAUUAUUAAUCAUUCUUACUGUUCAGUGAAUGCAAACUGCCGUAGAUUAUUAAAGACGCAAACCCCUUACUGCACGACAGCUGUGCCUUCAACAAACCAGAUUGUUUAUGAGCGUCAAAAGUCGCUGAUCUGUUUGGCUAUUUGACUGCGUAUCACUGCAUAUCAAAUGACUUAAACGAUAUAACUAGAGAAAUCUCCACUGUGAGCGAGAGCGGCUACUGACCAGCGCAGCAUCAAUGAUGUAAGCUUGCCGAGGCCAAAUGUAAUGCGAGUGUGGGCCGUCGGGGGAGACAGGAGGGGCGACAAGCAUGCUUUGGCCCGGUUCAAGGCAACUGUACAUAAUAGUCACCUGACAAUGCGUUUUCGUGUGGACAACAGUGCACCACAAAGAAAAAGUGCAGCUUUGAAAAUACCCUUGUUUGUGUGGACAAGGCCUCAGAAGUAGCACUGACAUUCUUCUUAUAAGAAGGCCCGGGAGCACAAUCUCAUAAGAAUUUAAAGCCACACCCCCCAAAACGGCAUGUUUUGAAUCGAUCCCCAAAAGUGGCAACUUCAUAGAACUAUAAAACUUUAUCUGCAGAGUAUUUUGAGCUGAAACUUCAUUCACCCACUCCAGGGUCAUCAGAGAUUUAUUUGACAUUUUUCUAAAAAGCAGCAUAAUGGGACCCCUUUAAACUUUAAGUAUGUGCAAUAUGCAGUAAGGAUUAUCAAACACUACUAAAUGUUUCUGGAGGAUUACUGAAUGAUUUUUGUGUGAAAAAGUAAACCCAGAAAUCUUUAUGUGUUUGGAGAUUUUAACUAUUUUUAAAAAGGGAAAUUGGGUGAUGACUUACAAACUGUCCAUCUGUCAUGGUGAAUUGACCACACCAGUUGAUAAAAUCUGUAAACAUUGUCAUACAUUUCAUAAAUUAGAUUGAAGUGUUAUAGGGCGUUGUCACACCUCAGAUUAAACAUAACUAUGUUACAAUGGUGUGUGUAAAUGUAUCAUUUAUGUGUUCAAGAGAUUUUCUAAGCAUUAGAAUAAAAUAAAAGUAAUACAU